Molecule: messenger RNA, 8151 nt
Organism: Oryzias latipes (Japanese medaka)
Lineage: Eukaryota; Metazoa; Chordata; Actinopteri; Beloniformes; Adrianichthyidae
Product: pleckstrin homology domain-containing family G member 4B
Biological process (GO): intracellular signal transduction
Molecular function (GO): guanyl-nucleotide exchange factor activity
Source: RefSeq, a predicted model, not a curated record
CUUUCUUCUUGUACAUGUAGAUCAGUAAUGAUGUUCCUGAGACAUACAUAAACAUUGUGUCUUUCAGUCUGUUUUCUCUGAGUAACUAGGUUAUUUAAACAAAUGUGCCACUCAAGCUAAUGUGGAGUAAAGUAACUGACUUAUUAAAAUCCCAACCUUAUAAUAAAAUGUAGUAAAAUGCAGUAAAAUAAAGUGUUUAGUUUGGUUAAGAUGAAACAUGUUUACACCACGAUUGCAUGGUUUUACUGUACGGCUCUGCUUGUCUGUGUCUCCCUCUCUCAGCUUUCACUUCGUUGGUCUCUCCCCCUCUCAAAGGCAAACAUUGCAGGCAGCACUCGAGGUGCACCGAGAGGCAAACAGCAAACACAGGGACUGAAAUACAGAAAGCAGAGAGUGCUCAGGAAGGAGAAAGAAGAAGGGCAAGAGACACAGAUUCUUUGUGAAAGUCUGACAAAUGCAUGUCAGCCCUCAGUGACUCAGCUGUGGACUGGUGUCUUAGCAGGAUGGACUUUAUUUUGGUUCGCUGGGCAUCAAGCAGGAGCAGCUCUGUGAAUGUUUGGCGCUCCUUCAUGCUUGUUUCUGGCAAUGCAGCACUUGUGAUGAAUGGGAAACACAGCAAGGAAGAUGAACCUUGAUUCUGUGGAUAGUUCGAUCCAGAAGCUUCUGUCUGCGCUGUACCCACCCUAUGAAGCUACAGCCCCCACGCUGCUAAACCAACUCUUCCAAACCAUCGACAGUCGUUUUCAGGGAGAUGCACUUCGUUGUUUCUUGGACUUUCUGAUCCCGGCUAAGCACAUUUUAAACACAGUGCAGCAGGGAGCAUGUGCUCAGUACUCUGAGGCACUUUUCCUGUGUGAAGGCUGGCCUCUGUGCUUACGCGACCAAGUUGUGAUCCAUCUUGCCCCCAUUGACCACCUGCUUCUUCAACCUGGCGACUUUUAUCUCCAGGUGGCGCCAUUCUGUGACCAGUCAGCCCGCAUUUUGGUCUGCAACCUCUUGGAGGAGGAAGGAGUUAAUUUAGAUGUAGUGGAGGAGACUCCAGUCUCUGAGACCUCUUACCUUUCUAUAUUUAAUCCUGACUUCUUAUGCGAGAUCAACCACGGCCGCUGUGGAACGCCACUUAGCCAAUGCUUGCUCACCACUGAGGAAGGUUUGGUGAGGUUGCCAUGGGAACAGGUGGCUGUGCCUGAUUUUGGGGACCUGCCUCGGAGGGCUGGGAGUAGCAUGGCCUCUGCUCCUCCAACAUAUCCUCCUCCACUUCCUCUUCCUUCAUCUCCUCCUGACUUUCCAGAAAAGAGCUCACCUAGUAAAUCAUUUCCUCUGUCAACUGAAAAGCCAUUGUUGUUCAAACAGAGCUCCCAAAAUAUCCAGAAUUCCCAUCCCUCCGCUUUCUCUGUAGAAACUAGAAUAUGUCCAGCAAAACAUGGCAUAGCCGUGUCACUUUGCCUUGUGGACAGUAGCUCUGCUUCUUCAUCCCAACAGCUCAAAGUUAAAGAGAGUGAAACAGUGUGUAAGCCAAUAGGCUGGGUUUCCCCUAAUACCUGGGACAGCCGCUUUACUGGGAUGACUUCCUCUUUGAGUCGAAACAUAUCUGCUGGCAAAAAUAAAGGUGAUUCUGAAAGCACACUGAAGAAAACACAGACUUUUACAAAAGCACAAGAUAUGAGCAGAAAUUACCCAGCAGACCAUGCUGUUGCAGAUGGGGAAUACAUUGAUGCAUUGCAAGCCAGCAAGCUAUUUGGUAAUGACCAUUUACUCACUAAAGAGAAAUCAAAUGUGGAAAGUCAACCACCCAUACAAACUGAAGCAGAAAAUCGAACAUACCCGUUUAUGCAAAGUCGGGCAUGUAAUCAAUUCCUUCAGGAAGAGUCACAAACUCAUUUGCAGUUAACAGGUAAAUCACACGGUAAUCAUCAGUCUGGAGAUGGAGGACCACCAUUAACACACACACACCCACAAGCACAUUUGCCCACAGAGUCAUAUGAACCCCCUCAGUGUAUUCGCACUGUUCGCUUUGCAGAGAAACCCUGUACUCCGUGCAUGAAAAGGCGACAAGGCGGAACAUUUUCCAGAGCUCAAGAGUUGCGAUGCAGGUACAGGGACUCGUAUCAGGCUGCUUUACAAAACCCUGUCACCUUUGGAAAAGAAAAAAUGAAGAAUAAGCUAACAGUUGUGGAAGAGGAUGGUGAUGCAUCUUUACCCAACAAUUGGAAACAGAGAUCAGUGGGGACUGAAACAGGGUAUCCAUGUUAUAAUGGUCAAGAAACACAGUGUGAUCCUAAGAGACAAGACCAACCUCCUCCUCCUUCUGUUAUUGAAGGCAUUUGUAGAGGAUCUGGAGAAAAAAAUAAAAUUCCUUACUGGAAACUUGGAGAUACAAGCAAAGCUUCCUGUAAGGACUAUAAGGCAACAAAUAAUUUGCAUCCUCUGGAGCCACCAUCUAUAAGGAAAAUUGAACAAUUAAAAGAUAUUGAACAGUCGAGCAAACCUCAUGGCAGCUUGCAAAACGUCAAUGGAGCAAAUACAACCAUGGAAGCAAUUACAGACACUAAAACUACUUUGUCACACAAGAACAUCUCUAAACACUCAGAUCUUCCCCACAACAGGUAUGGAUCAACAUUUAGUUUCAGUGAAAUUCCAAAAAUGGACGAACCUCAUGAAAGACUGCAAAGCAGCUCUACAGAUGGAAGAUGUUCAUCACUGUCCACAGCGGUGGUGGACAUCUCUGCAAAGUGUGAGCUGGUAAUUGUUGAGGGCCAAACAGUACGGAGAAAUGAAAACACUGACUCGUGUGCCGAGAUUCCCCAGCUACAUGUGGUGAAAUGUAAAAACAGCACAGCCUUUGGACUGGUUUCCCCCAAAAUAACCAGGAAGAAAAUCAUCAAUCCAGGAAGUGAGCAAAGGAGUGAUUCUAUUGGCCAACAAAUAGAGAACCUGUCUCACAGCGUCCGCCCUCCGAUCGUGGACAUUCAGAGGCUAGCGCACCGCGGCCCUGCUCGCCCUCGACCUGACCACCUCCCCCUGGAAACCCCAGACCCAAGCGCCCACCCCCUCUAUCAAGGAGUGGCAUGUCUCACAGGUUGCAAAGACAGAACAGGCAGAGCAAUAGUCGAGUUCUAUGGAAAUCACCAGGGAUGGAAUUCAUCUGUAACAAGCUACGAUCUCUUCCAAAUGUUACUCUACUUCCACUCCAUUACCAGGAAAGAAGUCAGAGAAGCUGGGUUGACGCUUAUUUUUGAUGCCAAGAAGAGGCAUCCACCACCCCAGCUCUACAAGGCAUUAAUGGAUCUUCAAGAGUGGCAUCCCUGUGUAGUGAAUAGUUUGGUCCUCGUGGUGGACAAAGACAACGCCCUUCUGCCGGAAAAAUGUCCGGGGAUACAGACCAAUGUGGUGACAUCGAUAAAAGCUUUGCUGAAGCUGGUGGAGAUAAAUCAUUUGAGCUCAAACUUGGAUGGGACGCUGUCUCGCAGCCCUUGUGUCUGGGUGGAGGUGCACCAGAGACUUUUCCCGUUCGUUAAUGGCCUUCAUGAGGCAUCCAACCUGCUACGCAGAGCGCUUCAUAAAUUAGAAGAACCUCAGAUGACACAAACUGUGCAGGCUGUGCAGCAAUGCAUGAUGAACCGGAAGACUCUGAUUAGGGACGUCUUGGAGGAUAGCCGAUUGGUUAGCCUGCAGAGAGAAGGCGGGGCUGUUCUGGCUAGACUGAGGAAGGAAAGUGACUUAAAAUAUCCUCAAUGUGAAGACCUCAGUGAUGCAGUGGAUUCAGUGACCUGCUUGUACAACUACGUAGAGGAGCAAGCUCACAUCCUAGUCCAGAAGACCAACAUGACACUGGAACAUCUGGAGUAUCUGCUGCCACUCAGAGAGAUAGAGGGACACCUCAGACAGAUUCAGCAGUGGUUUAACCAGGAGGGAGAGCGCCACCUGCUGGAGGCUAAAUCAGUUGAAGAAUCUGGUGACAGGAUGGAACAGAUUCUUAACAGCUUCACAAGUUUCUUGAUUGAAGCCAACGACCGAAGACAUCAUGCAGCGCCCCUACUAUCAGAGGCAGAAAGGCUCCAGAAAAAUGGGUUGUCCCACCCAGAGACUGAGAUUUUUGGGGCUUAUGUUUGCUCUUUUAAAGCUAAUCUUGAGGAUUUCUUGGGCAGAGCAGAGCAAUGUGGACGUGAGCUGCAGAUCAUGGUUAAUGUGUGCGACUUCUGUGAGCAGGCUACAAUGCUGGCCACUGAAUGUACUGAUUACUUGAACCAAAGUCGACCCAGAAUCCACAAAAAACAAGAUGCCAACAGAACCUCACAGGUCAAUCAUACAAGCACUCAGCCACUGCAGCAAAGCCAGAACUCUGGUGUGAGCAUGACAGAUAGUUGUCAGCCCGAAAUCCAUGCAAAUCAAAACUCAGAUCCAAUCUCCACUAACAAAUCAGCACCUUCUACUGACAGCUUCAUUCUUCAGGCUUUCCAAGAAAGGUUCCGGCAUUUCAGCUCUGAGAGUUUCCAGGAGGUAAAGGCCCAGGCCAGCUCCCUGCGGAGUUCUCGGGGAAUGCGGGUCUGGAAUGCUGCCUGGCUGAUAUGUCAGAAAGCCCAGCAGCAGCUCCAGGAGAGGAUGCAAGAGAUGGAUGAACUUUACUAUCAACAAGCACAUUUUAACCGGUGGUGUGCUGGUCAUUUUGUGGAUGUGGAAUGUACCAAUGUUCAGAAUGAACCUCCUGGUGGACAAAGCUUGGUGGUACAAUCAAGCUUUGGACCUGAGCGACCGCAGUGGGAGGGUGUUGUGUCAGGAUGUGGAGAUCUAAAGGAAAGGAGGCCCACCCUCUGCGACAGCAGCCCCAGUUCAACUGCAGCCUGCUGUAACAUCAAACCUGAGGAAAACAGCAGAAGUAAAAUCUGCCAGGAGUCCCAGAUCACUCCACAGUCACAUCACAGGUCUUCAAGAAAAAAUGAAAAGGGGACGAGACGGAGAGAGCUGAGCAGAGCCAGGAGUGAGAGGGAUGCUGCUGCUCUGUCUCAGUCCCACAAUGUUGGCUGCCAGUGGUUUCCUUGGGGACGUAGAUCAGUGAGCCAGGAUUUAAGCAACGCUAGAGUCAUCACAGCUGACUCCUCCACUUCUCCUGAACAGAGGACUCCACCACCCUCCUCUUGUUCCCACCAUGGUCAGCCAUCGUGUCGAAUCCUCCAGGAAGCUCAGAAGUUUCAGAUCUCUCGUCAUGGGAGCUUCUGUUCAGAGGACUCCUGCGCGAGUGACCAGGGGGCUUUAGGAGGAAACAGGGCCGUGUGUUGCCAAAACUCCAGUCUGCCUGGCCAAGGAUGUGAGGGAUCAUUUUGUUUGGCAAAGCCACAUGAGAGUUCAAGCAGUGCUCUGAGGCUGCAGCGUGUCAUGGAAGAGCUGGUCUUCACAGAGAGGGAGUAUGCGCGCUCACUUGGUUACAUCCUGACCCACUACUUCCCCCUCAUGGACAGAUUGGACAUUCCCCAAGACCUCAGAGGAAAGCGAGGGAUCAUAUUUGGCAACCUGGAGAAGCUCUAUGACUUCCAUAACCACUAUUUCCUACCUGAGUUGGAGGCCUGUGAGAGAGAGCCAGCCAUGAUAGCUCGCUGCUUCCUCAGACAUAGUGAGAGUUUUGGUCUGUACUCUUUGUACAGUAAGAACAAACCGCAGUCCGAUGCUCUGAUUCUGCACCGCCGCCAUGAUAUCUUUAAGAAGAAGCAGCAGGAGCUGGGAGACCUGAUGGAUCUGUCGUCAUAUUUACUGAGACCGAUCCAGAGGAUCAGCAAGUACAGCCUGCUGCUGCAGGACAUGCUGGCCUUGUCCAGAUCAUACAGGCCAAAAGACAGGAUUGAAGAUGCAUUCUCUGAGUCUGAUGAGUGUGGCCCGCCUGCUUAUGUGUCUGACCUGAGGGGCAGUGAGAGGGAGAGGGAGCUGGCUGAGAUCCAGGCUGCUGCAGACCUAGUUCGCUUUCAGAUGCGCCAUGGCAAUGAUUUACUCACCAUGGACGCUAUCCAGGACUGUGAUCAGAUUAAUUUGAAAGAACAGGGGCAGCUGAUUCGCCAGGACGAAUUCACAGUUUUCUUUAGGAAGAAGAAAUGUAUUCGUCGCAUCUUCCUCUUUGAAGAUUUGAUUCUCUUCACCAAGCCCAAGAAAACAGAUGUUGGAAAUGAUGUUUAUGUCUACAAGCAGUCAUUUAAGACCAAUGACAUAGGGAUGACUCACAAUUCCUCUGUGGGCAGUCUGUGUUUUGAGAUCUGGUUCCGCAGAAGGAAAAGUGAGGACACGUAUACUUUGAAGGCCUCUAGCAUAGAGGUGAAGAAAGCCUGGACCAACGAUCUGGAAAGCAUUCUGUGGGAUCAGGCUGCUCACAGCAGAGAGCUGCGGCUGCAGGAGAGGGUGUUCAUGGGAAUAGGCCGAAAACUUUACAUGGACAUUCAACCCAGUGAAGCUGCAAUUUGUAAUCGCGGCGUCAGCUGUGUCUUGCCUGGAAGAAUCCCUGUGGCGUGUUGUUCACACAGGGCUUUAGAUCAUCCCCGGCCUCACUCUGUCGGGUCCGGCAGUACCGCCUCCACCACCCUCAGCCAAUCAUCAUCCUCCUCUGGCCGUGGCUCGCUGCCUCCUGCUGGUUGUCCGGGUAGCAUGUCAAAGUGUGCUGACGCCAAUCCAGUUGUGCACUCCUCUCCAGAGGUGGUGACAGAAAAUCAACUCAAUCAUCAUCUUCAUCAACACAACCUUCCACAGCACUUUAAACUUAUGAGCUCAUUAGUCUUGGACACCACAGAGUCAUCAGUGGAGGACACAAACUCCUUCAGCAUUUCAGACCAAAGCUUCCUGUCUGCCAUAAGUGGAGAGGUAGUCGACGACUCCUCGCUUGUAUCCCAGAGUUCACAGCAACAACCAUCAUUUUAUCGGACUCCCAGCCUGAGGAAAAACAGCUCACAUGAAGUUGUUAGACAGAAGCCAGACCUUCCUCCCAAACCACAGCAUCUGGCUAAAGCCCAGAUGCAGGUUGAGGAAAUUAUAUUUGGAAAAUCUACCGAAGUUUAACGAAGAAUAGUCAGGUAAAGAUUUGCUGUCGGGGGUUCUGCUGCAGUCGCUGUUCAAAUGAAGGGAUCACUACAGCCGUCAUUUCCACAUCUUAAGGAUCUAUUUACAAAAAAUGAUGGUGAUUGAAGCAGUUUGAACAGUUUGUGUUCUUCAAGACUUUUGGAGGAUUUACUCUUGAAUUUUAAAAAUCUCAGCAACUCGAGAUAACUGAUCUGAAUUGACCUAUUCAACUUAUGAUUCUUCUACCUAUAUGGUCUUUGCUCCAAAGAAGCCAAAAAUAAAAAUAAAAAAAGCUGCUGUUUGUCUUCAGUCUUUGUUGUCACUUGACGGUUUUGGUCCCAAGAUCACUAUGGAAAACGACCAGUGUCCAAAGAUUCAAUUCAAGUGAUCAUUUUCUUUGCCCAAAGCACAGAAGAGGCUGAACACGAGACUGAAAAAGGCCAGCUGGAGAAUCGUGGUCUAUGUUCUGACAGAAAACUGUUCUUUUCUGUGUUGAAUGCUUUAUUUACAAUGUUUUUAAAACAAAUUGAAAAUAUAUCUCUACGUUUUCUACGCCUAUCAUUUCCUUUGGUGUGUUUUUAUAAGUUGUGUUACUGCUAUUGCCAUGUUACAUUUUCUUUUCAUGUACAAACAUGUUUUUGCAGUUGGUAAAUUGUCUGUUUUUCCUGCUUUGUCUUGAGGGAGAGACCACUACUUGAUGUGUUUAAUUUAUUCCUGUGCUGCAGUUAACCCAACAAAACUUCUCUUCUUAGAAACUGAAACUAAAAUAAAAGACCAGGCAAUCAGCAAUUCUGUCAUGAAGGGUCCAUUUAUACAAAUAAAAGCUGUUUCACAUGUCCAGAAAUGACACUUUGAAUUUUUAAAAAGAGUAAUAUUUGAAAAUAUUUUAAUUUACUAUAGUUCUUUGGCAUAACUUUUUCAGAUUGUUGUAUUUUUGUUAGCUUUUUAUGAUUUCAUUGCGUGUGCUAUGGAAAUACGUAAACAGUAAAGGAACCUCAAAUAUAAAAAAAUUUAGAUCUAAACAGUUUUUUUAUGAUUUAUAAGGAAUUUAUCUGCUCUCUCAUCUUUUUUAAACGAUGAUACACAUGAUGUGAUUAUUAAAAAAGGUUAAUGAAGUUG